AGCGGAAAGGUUAGGGGGUUAUCUGCUCGCUAAGAAGCCGCUUUAGAAAAAAAAUCCAGCGAGGGAGUAUAUUUACGGACCUUAAAACGUACAACCCCGAAACCUAGAGAGAGAGAAAGAAAGAGAGUACAUCUUCCUCCAUUGAUGGAAGAAGGAGCCUACAAGCUCUAAACCAGCAAAUUAAUCUUCCUGAAAAUUCUGAAAAUUUAUCCUAACUUGAAAGUCACUUUUAGCUUUUUGGGUCUCCUAGUUCAUUCUUUAUAACGGGAGGCCCCACGAUGACCUGGUGCUCAUAGACCCAAGCCAAAGAUCUGAUGAGCUGACUGUACUCAGUGUAGAUUGGACUUGGCUGUGAUCUUUGUCCAAUAGUGCCUGAGAUUCGCCUUAACAUUGGUAGAGGAGGAAUGAUGUUGAUUUUGAGGCAAUUAGCUAGGAGGGAAAUUCAGGCUGCUGCUCAGCCUGGUUUGCUUGCUCGUUUGAGGCUUGACAAGCAGCUGAUCGCCACUAGAUGCUUUGCUGCCCCUACUCAGGUGAAGCCGAAGCCAAAGCCAGAUGUCAAAAAUACGAAGGGACCUCGUCGAAAUGAAGGAAUCACGGCCCGCUUUGUGAGGCUUGUCACUGAUGAAGGGCAUGCUAUUGUUUCAAGACAUGAAGCACUAGAUCGUGCAUUGAAACUGAAGCUUGAUUUGGUUGAGGUUCAAGGCUCAGCAGAUCCACCUGUUUGUAAAAUUAUCGACUUUCACAGAGAGAAGUACAAGCACCAAUUAAAGGAAAAAGAACGUACCAUGAGCAAGUCAGAUCUGACUAUGCGCAAGGGGGAGCCUAAAAACAUCCGCUUUUCACCGAAAACUGAACUUAAGGACCUACAAAUGAAAGCAGAAAUGGUGAAAAGACUAUUGGAACGUGGUUACAGGGUUAAGUGUACGGCCAUGGGAAAUGAAGAUCAAGAUUUGGGAGAUCUCCUAUCACGCCUGGCGGCUAUGAUCGAAGAUGUUUCGGUUGUGGAAAGCGGUCCACGUGUGGAGAAAAGGAUUGCUUACAUGAUAGUCAGGCACAUCAAGUUUGGCCAAUCAAAGAAGCAAUCUGCAAAAAAGGCUUCUAAGAUUGUUGAAACAAAACAAUCUCCAACCCAAAUAUCUGCUUCACCUCAGCCUGAAAUCGAUGGUCUCAUAAACUCUAGUCCCAUUCCUCUUAUCAUGGAAGAAGCUUCAGAACCUACUGUUUCUGAUUCAGAAGCUGAAAGCUCAGAACUUGAACCGUUUGAGGACUCGGAGGCUGCUGAUGAUGCAAGUUGGUCGAUUUUUGGCACACCUGAGGAACCCGAAGUUUUCGACAUUGAUAAGUUUGGUGUUGAUUCUCACCUUGAACAAGAAGGAAAACCUGAUAAUCUCUUUCAUGAUUUUGGGGAGUUUCUUACCACCUCAAGGAGUACUGAUACAUCAACAGGUAUGCCUUCCAUCAAGUCUUGCAAAGAAGUCCCAGAUAACACACUUGUAGACAUUUCCUUCCAACCAAAGUCUUCAUUUGUGGAUAUGGAUCAAUUGAGAGAGAGAGGGGCAAAGGAGAUCGCUCAAAAUGUGAAAUCAGUUGAAAGGAGAGAGGAAGAACAAAUGAGGAUAGCUCAAGAAAUAAGACGAGCUGAGAGAAGACCGAGUGAGAGAAUCAGUCCAGUUAUUGAGAAGAAGAUAAUACCAGGUGAGAGAAUCAGUUCAGUUAUUCAGAAGAUGAUAAUACCAGGCACCCCCAAUAUCCCAUCAAUGCCUUGUCAAAGCUUUCGUAUCAAGAAUAUAGAUCGUCCUCAAGCCGAGCAAGCUCAGAAGAGCACUCCAACUAAUUCAAAACAAGGAAAGUCAGUUCAGGAUACACCGACCAAUACAGUAAAGUCGAGCUUUGGUAUCUUUAGUUCUCCAAAAAGCUCAGCGACCACAAACAACCCUAGGGCGCUGUCUGAAGAAAAGGAGAAACCAGUGAGCCCAAGCAAUUCGACUGAAGCUUUGAAGAAACCCACCCAAGCUUCGGACUUGACACCAGAGAUCAAGAGGGAGAAUAGCGGGACUCAGCAAGGUGCAUGGGGUAUAUUUAGUACCACUCAAAGGAAGGCACAAAGAUGAUCCUCAUUCGCAAAGGAGAAAAGUCCAUGGAUUUUAUACAAAGGAUAUAUUUAUUUCCAUCUGAUCAGAUGGCUAAGUUUAGGUUGUCCAUUUUUUGAUGUGCUGGAGCAGGUCAUCAUUUUGCUUUCACCCAAGGUGGAUAGAAGAGGUCAGGUGGUCUCCUCUAAAAUCAGAAAGUGGGCGAGUGCACUUGUAGUCAGCGGCCUUUUGGGUUUGUUUUAUUUGUAAAUUUUGCAGGGUCAUUUUGAAGUAGUUUUUCCAGUUGAAUAACGAUUAGUUUGGAUGCACCCAUAACUUUGUUGAAUUGACAACAAUUAAUCCA
Messenger RNA from Amborella trichopoda, 2433 nucleotides. Its product is annotated as translation initiation factor 3 (IF-3) family protein. Gene Ontology annotation, molecular function: translation initiation factor activity; ribosome binding. Gene Ontology annotation, biological process: translational initiation; ribosome disassembly. Lineage: Eukaryota; Viridiplantae; Streptophyta; Magnoliopsida; Amborellales; Amborellaceae. The record is from RefSeq and is a predicted model, not a curated record.